This is a messenger RNA of Phoenix dactylifera (date palm), 2220 nucleotides long. Its product is annotated as digalactosyldiacylglycerol synthase 2, chloroplastic-like. Gene Ontology annotation, cellular component: chloroplast outer membrane. The record is from RefSeq and is a predicted model, not a curated record. NCBI's taxonomy places the organism in Eukaryota, Viridiplantae, Streptophyta, Magnoliopsida, Arecales, Arecaceae. Gene Ontology annotation, molecular function: digalactosyldiacylglycerol synthase activity. Gene Ontology annotation, biological process: galactolipid biosynthetic process.
CUUCGGUAUCAUUCCUAUUCGUCCAUCCCAGUUGCUUCUUUCGUUCGUUCUUCUGCGUCGUUGUUCGCGUUUCUUCGGUAGCCCUGGCUCCGCCGACGUCGGAAUCUCGUCUCUUCCAGGUUUCUGAGACCAGCAUUAUAUCAUAGUAUUGAGGCGAUCACGAUGACCCCUGUCUAUCCCUUAAGAGGAUUUUGAGCAGAAGAUAGGGUUUUAAGGGGAUGCGAUUUCGGCUCUUGAGGACCACGAAUCAAGGGGUCUCCAUCAUUUCAAACCAAUUCUUGAAUCUAAACUCCAUGCACAUCUUGGGCAUCAAAAUCUUAUCUAAUGAAGAUGCGACCAUCACUUAUCAGACCAUGCUGACAUGAUAUAUUCAGCUCACAUCUCUAGCAGCCUUCACCUGGAAUUGUCCCUGACGAUUCAAUGGCUCGGAAGCAACAUAUUGCAAUAUUUACAACUGCAAGCCUUCCAUGGAUGACUGGAACUGCUGUCAACCCUUUGUUUCGUGCUGCUUAUCUUGCAAAGGACGGUGACAGAGAGGUUACUUUAGUGAUUCCUUGGCUGUCCGUGAGUGAUCAAGAAUUAGUUUAUCCCAAUGGAAUCACAUUUAGCUUGCCAUCUGAACAUGAAGCUUAUGUGCGCAAGUGGCUUGAAGAGAGGACUGCUAUUUCAUCAGCAUUUAAAAUAAGCUUCUACCCUGGAAAGUUUUCCAAAGAGAAAAGGAGCAUUCUACCUGUUGGUGAUAUUACCGAAGCAAUUCCCGAUAAGGUGGCAGACAUUGCUGUCCUUGAGGAGCCUGAGCAUCUUACAUGGUACCAUCAUGGACGAAGAUGGAAAACUAAAUUCCAGAGAGUGAUUGGUGUUGUUCACACCAAUUAUUUGGAAUAUGUGAAGAGAGAGAAAAACGGGCAUAUACAGGCCUUUCUUUUGAAAUACAUCAAUAACUGGGUUAUCAGUAUCUACUGCCACAAAGUUAUAAGAUUGUCAGCUGCCACUCAAGAACUCCCAAGAUCCAUCAUCUGCAAUGUUCAUGGUGUCAACCCCAAAUUUCUUGAGGUUGGCAAGUUGAAGCAUGGACAGCAACAGAGAGGGGAACUAGCAUUCACCAAGGGUGUGUACUUUAUUGGGAAGAUGUUAUGGAGUAAGGGCUACAGGGAAUUACUGCAACUACUCUCAAAGCACCAAAAUGAACUAGCUGGUCUUCAAGUGGAAUUAUAUGGAAACGGAGAAGACUUUGAUCAAGUCCAACAAUCUGCUAGAAAAUUGAAAUUGGAUGUAAGAGUUCACCAUGGUCAUGAUCAUGUGGAUCCUUUGUUUCAUGAGUACAAGGUGUUUAUAAAUCCAAGCACUACAGAUGUAGUUUGCACAACAACUGCAGAAGCUAUUGCGAUGGGAAAAAUUGUCAUCUGUGCCAACCAUCCUUCAAAUGACUUCUUCAAGCAAUUUCCUAACUGCCACAUGUAUAAUACCAGUGAGGAAUUUGUGAAAUUAACUCUUCAAGCUCUGGCUGAAGAACCUGUGCUGCUUACUGAUGAACUGAGGCAUGAGCUGUCAUGGGAGGCAGCCACACACAGAUUUCUGAGGGCUGCCGAUCUAAAUGAGGUUGCUUCUGAGAGAGCACUUCCUUCCUCUUCUGGGCCUUUCAUGUUGAUCUCUUCUCAUGAGCUUAGCCGGAGCAUAGAAGAAGCAUCUGCAAUGUUGCAUAAUACCAUUUCUGGUACCGAGGCUGCACGUUGUGCCUUUGGUGCAAUCCCGGAUACUUUGCACCCAGACGAGCAACAGUGCAAGGAGCUUGGGUUGGUUUUUUCAGAGCGAAAGCCAUUUCUGAGGCAUUGAUGCUUCUCUGCUUGUGAGGCACUUGUGCAAAAAAUACUUCGAAUUAGAAUGUGGAGUGCAGCCCUGAUGAGUUUCGCACCUAUCCGUGACUGCCAAGUCAUCUUUAUGGAGCUUUAAAAGGAAAUUCUGACACAUUUACAGCAUAACUGAAAUGCAAAUAUCUGAUGCCUUUACUGUUGCAAUUGUGUAUAUUAAAUGAAGGUUACAGUUUUUCACCAUGUCCAGCUGUGCAAUAAUGAUUUGUGUGCAUUUGCCCGAGUUUUUGAGCUUUGGGGUGCUUGCACUUAACUUUAUUGUUUUUAUCCUGAGGAUGGACUGCAUAGAGUUGAAAACUAGUUUCUGAGACAUAAAAUUUGAUGGAAAUUAGUUGAGAAAGAACAGAAAAAA